This is a messenger RNA of Rhodamnia argentea, 3078 nucleotides long. RefSeq names its product protein starmaker. The transcript has 4 exons. The record is from RefSeq and is a predicted model, not a curated record. The coding region runs from base 204 to 2753 and encodes 849 amino acids. NCBI's taxonomy places the organism in Eukaryota, Viridiplantae, Streptophyta, Magnoliopsida, Myrtales, Myrtaceae.
CAAAAGCAGAGGGCGAGAGAGGAGAGAGGCGAUCGGGUGUACCAGUGGAUCCAUCAUUUCGAGGGCGACGAGUCACCGGAGUCCCAGAGUCGCCACAGGCGAACACCGGCGAGGCGGUGCUCUGUGCAGGCACCUUCAACAUCGUCCGCAUCCGAUAGCCAGCUGAGGCGAGGUUUUUGGAGAAGGGGAAUUUCAAGUGAGAGAUGUACAACGGAAUAGGGUUACAGACCCCAAGAGGGUCUGGGACGAAUGGGUACAUCCAGACAAACAAGUUCUUUGUAAAGCCGAAAACUGGGAGGGUUGCUGAAACCACCAGGGGGUUCGAGGGAGAUCAGGGCACAGCUGGUGUCUCCAAGAAGCCCAACAAGGACAUCCUUGAGCAUGAUCGCAAACGCCAGAUAGAGCUUAAGCUUGUUGUGCUUGAAGACAAGCUCACUGAUCAAGGAUACACUGAAGCUGAGAUUGCAGAGAAGCUGCAAGAGGCCAGGAGGACUCUGGAAGCUGCCUCUGCUUCUGAAGCUAGUGGAGGUCCUACUGCCAUUGUGGCUGCUGAAAAGAAGGUUUCUGAUACACAAACACACCAAAUUGCUGCUAGAAAAGAGAAGCAGAUGGAAACAUUCAGAGCUGCUUUGGGUAUAGGGUUGACUAAGCAAAGUAAUGAGGAAAUUGAUGAUGAACCUAAAGUGGGGCAGAAGAUUUUGCAGCAUGAGAGACCUGAACAUGCUUUCCUGGAUAGAGAUUACAGUUCGAAAAAACAGGUGGAAGAAGUUGGAAAAGAUGAUAAGAGAAAUAGUGCUAGGGAUAUGAAGCAUAAGAAUGACAAUGGCCGAAAAAGAAGACAUGAUGAUUCUUCUGAUUCAGAUGAUAUUAGGAAACAGACAAGAGCAACUGAGAAGAAGCAUCGCAAAUAUAGCCGGAGAAGUGACUCAGAAAGUGAUUCUGAGGUAGAAUAUGUUAAUAGGAAGCACAAGAAACAAAAGAGCAAGAGACCCAGGAUGUAUAAGUCUGAUGAAUCUGACUAUUCUUCUGAAAGUGAUGGUGUUGGCAAGAUGCAGUCCAAACUGGAAUCUCGGAAAAAUAAGAAAUCUCAGAAGAAGUAUGAGUCGAGUGAGGAUGAUACUUUUGAUGAGGGCUCCAAGCAUCAAUCAAAGGAGGGAAAGCGCCAUAUCAGAACUGGCAAAGAUGAGGACACUGAGGAUGAGUCUGAUAUUGAUCGUAAGGUGAAAACAAGGGCAGGUGAACCUGCAAAAUUUAACGAGCGAAGUGGAGGUCGUAGAAGAAGUGAUUCCGAUUCCGAGAAUUCUGGAAAAUUGGGUGAAGACAUACGAAGGAAAGGCGGCAGGAGGCAUGAUGAAGACCGUGACAGUGAAUCUGACGAAGUCAUUGUGGGAAAGCAUAAAAAGUUUGAUAAAGUGAAGAAGCAGAGGAGGGAUGAUACUGAUGAUGACUCAGGUUCUGGGAGAGAGAAGAAAUUAGAUAAAGCUCGGAGUCGGAGACAUGACUCUGAUGAUGGGGACUCUGAUGGCAGUUUUGGUGGGAGAAGCGGCAGAAUAACAAGAAAACAAAGGGCAGUCGAAAGAGCACCAGUUUCUUCAGCAGAUGAUAGUAGCAGUGAUGAUACUGGUGGGAGUGACAGUGAUACUGACUCUGGCAGUAGCACUGAUGGUCGCAGACGUGCAAAAGCUAGUGAUGAUACUGGCAAGAGUAUACGUCAUGCUGAUGUCAAGAACAUGGCUGGCUAUGUGCCUAAUCGAGAAGGAAAAGGGUUGAGAUCUGGAGAUAAAAAUGAUGACAGAUCAAGGAAGGAAACUCUCAAUGAAUCUUGGGAUAAGACUGACAAAAGAAAGAAGGGCAACAGUUUGGAUGGUGACACCAGGGAUAACCUGCAAGAAUCAAAAUCUCAGGACAUUUUGAGGGAGGGAGAGCACAGCUUGGAACAUAGGAAGGAUAAAAAAUCCGAGUCUGAAGUGAAGACACGAACAUAUAAGGAUGAGAGAGAUCAGUUUGUUGAUUACUCUAGAUCUCGUAGAUCUGAAGGAAGGCGUGAAGAUUGGAAUGACAUGGGAGGUCGAAGUUAUGAAAAGGAGGAUCAAUUACAGAUGAGUGGGAGGAAAGCCAAUGAUGACUAUGAGGAAAGAGAAGAAAGGCGGCAUGACAGAGAUGAAAGGGAGGAAAGAGAAGAAAGGCUGCUUGACAGGGAUGAGAGGGAGCAUGAAGGAAGAUGGCUUGACAGAGAUGAAAGGGAUCGUGAAGGAAGAUGGCUUGAGAGAGAUGAAAGGGAUCGUGAAGGAAGACGUCGUGAUAGAGAUGAAAGGGGUCGUGAAGAAAAACGGCAUGGCAGAGAUGAGAGGGAACUUGAAGAAAGAUGGCAUGACAGAGAUGAGAGGGCACGUGGAGAGAGAUGGCAUGGCAGAGAUGAAAGAGAGCGUGCUGGAAGAAAGCACAUGAGAGAUGAAGAGCAUGGUUAUUCUGCAAGGCAUAGUAGAGAUGAUCGACCUUCUAAAAGUAGGAGAUAUGAUGCAAGGGAGGAGGAAGGGCGAGAAAAUGUAGCUUCUGGAGAAAAUAAUGAAAGGCAGGGAAAACAUUCUGGGGAACAGAAGAACACUCGGAGAGAAGAUGAGCAGCGAGGAUAUAGAGAUUACCAGACAGACAGCAAAGGGGAUGCCUCCAAGAGAGGCAGUAGAUAUGAUGGUUCCAGGUCCAGUGGGAGGAGGUCAGAGAAUGAUAGGGGGGAACACCGCAGCAGGCAUUGAAACUUAAGAUCCUUGCAUCUGUGAAUCGAGACUUCACCAUUUGAGAGCUGCUUCAGACCUGGAAUUAGAGAAAAGCUCACUGCCUGGUAUUGCAAUUCCAUGGCGUGACAGUGUUUUCCGUGUGAUAUUGCUGUUGUUGUUUGUGUAGAUGCUUUUACUGAAUAUGAUCUUGUUUGGUAAAGCACUAUAGUAGGAGAGGAUUGAGCUUUUUGCAUCAUCGUACUCUGCUGUUGUUGAGCUACAAGUAUCAGAGUACUUGUACAGAUGACAUGGAAUGUUUCAUAUUCUGAGACGUGCGAAUAUGGUUAUGUUUGCUUCAUCUUUC